This is a messenger RNA of Paracoccidioides brasiliensis Pb18, 222 nucleotides long. RefSeq lists its product as uncharacterized. Bases 1 to 222 code for a protein of 73 amino acids. The record is from RefSeq and is a predicted model, not a curated record. The transcript has a single exon.
AUGUCGUGGAAGUGGGCGUCCCACCGGUCAACGGCGUUAUCUGAAGAAGACCGCAGGGAAUAUAAGCAGGUCCUGUCUCAGGUCAACUUUAACAUGAAGCAGCAUAACGCGCGUGUCGGCCUCGUCUUGACUGACACUGAGUUAGUAACAAUUAAAAAACUAGACGGGAAUGGCAACCUUUUGGUGGCACAGUAUAUAUCGUGGGAAGACAGGUACGCUUAA